AUGGGAAUAUCUUCCGUAAGAGUACAUUUGGGGUUUAAUCGAAAUUUGAGGGAGGCGAAAUCAUCUGUGGCAGCAACUCCAGUGCUGACGUCUACGGCGAGUAGCAGCAAAAAAUUUAGUACAGACAAAUAUGAAACACCGAUUCUAUCUAGUCAAGGGGAAGCUAUCAAGAAAACCAGUCUGCGGACACCUUUGAUGACUAUGGCGAGUAGCAGCAAAAAAUCUAGUGCAAGCAAACAUGCAACACCAAUUCUAUCUACUAAAGGGGGCGCUAUCAAGAAGACAAGUCUGUGGACACCUUUGAGUUCUGCCUUAUUUACGUCGAACGUAACACCAUCUUCAUGUUUAUAUAUGUCUCGAAACAGGUCACCAUAUAAGACAGGAUCAGAGCAACAUAAGGACUGGAUGAAUGAGCAGCUGGCAAAAGUUCUUAAUUUCCUACAAAAUCGUCACAACUGCCCUGAUUCCAUUAAACAGAUACUAAAACCCCCAAUUACAAUAGAAACGUUUGUGUUUGUUAUUAAUAUUCUCUUUAAAGAAAUUAAUCCUGCUAUAAAUGUGCAGAAUGUCAAUUACAAGACUGUCGUUGUGAACACCCUUAAAAUGCUUCAUUAUCCAGGAAAUAUAAAAAAUUCCUUACUACAGACAGUUAACACGAAACAUGCUUGGCACGAUGUAAUUUCUAUGUUUUCUUGGUUAGUUGAUCUUGUAAGUACAAUAAAUUCAGUGCCUGUACAACCAUCUGAAGACGAUGAUCUCAAGCGUAAGAAAAUUGAGUGUAUCACAGAUUUUCUUACUAUGAGGUACUUAUCGUACAACGGCACGGGUAACCGAGAAGAGAUAGAUCGAGAGUUUGGGGAAAAAUUUGCAAGAAUCUUAAAACUAGACCAAUAUGAAAUAAAUGACCUAAAAUUAAGGGUCUCCGAACUCAGAAAAAACGAGCAAAAAAAGUUAACGAAAUUAGAAAAUAAACAAGCCAAGAAUGAAAAUCUUCAACGAAAAAUAAACAAAAUGCAAGAUGAAAUCGACACUUACUACGAAAAUAAAAAGGAAAAAGAAGAUGAUACGAAGUACGCCAUUGAGGCACUGAAGGACCGACGCGAAAGACUGCAAGCAAUAUUUCUAACGAAAAGAGAAAAAGUGGCGCAACUUACGGCAGUAGUUAACAAACAACUGUACACAACUGCAGACAAAAAAAGAAUUGUUCAACAUAUAGAUGAACUGCAACAUACAAUAAGUCUAAAGAAAGAAUCCAUUAGGGUGAAAAAAACUUUAAAAGAUGAAUCAAACAUUAAAUUGGCUGAGGCGAAGAAGGAGUUGCUAACUCAAAUCUACCAUUUUAACAAUCGUGUAAUGAAAUUAGCGUCAAUUGAGCCCGUACUUAAACAACUCUACUUGAAAGAAAAAGAUUUUUGGUCUAACGAAUUUCAAAGCCUUUUAGGAUGUGGAAGAACUCUCAAAGAAUUAUGA
This is a messenger RNA of Zophobas morio, 1470 nucleotides long. Its product is annotated as kinetochore protein NDC80 homolog. Gene Ontology annotation, cellular component: Ndc80 complex. The record is from RefSeq and is a predicted model, not a curated record. Bases 1 to 1470 code for a protein of 489 amino acids. The transcript is spliced from 16 exons. NCBI's taxonomy places the organism in Eukaryota, Metazoa, Arthropoda, Insecta, Coleoptera, Tenebrionidae. Gene Ontology annotation, biological process: attachment of mitotic spindle microtubules to kinetochore.